AUAUUUUGCAUUUUUUAGAUUAAUUUUGCAGUUGGAAAUAGUUAUAUAUAUGUUAAGAAAGCACCAUGGCUUAUCAUGUUGAAUCAUCCGUUUCACCAGAGUUAUUGAAAUCAGUUGUUGCAUGCAAGGUAUUCAAGAAGGAUGUGAAAAUUUCAAAAAUAUCUGAUGGUGCUGUGUUUAAUUUCACUCUUGCAUCAGGAACAAAACUCUUUUCUGCGAAUGCGGUUGUUAAAUAUCUUUACGACACCAAUCAUUCUGGAUAUAAACACCAAUUUUCUACUUUACGAUGGUUAGAAUGGGAACAUAACUGCCUUAGAAAUCUAAUUGCUGCUGCUUGUGUUAAUGAAUCAAAUGCGGACUCUCAAAAUAUUUUGCAAACUGCUUUAACAACACUUGAGUCGGCAUGGAAAUCAGAUGGAUUGCAAAAGGAUCCUGUUCUCCAAUGUGUGUUUGCUUGUACAUUGUAUCCAGUAUUCUAUCAAUCAUCAGCUAUAUCAGCGAAGUUAUCUAAAAAUUACCCAUCUCUCUUCUCAUUUAUUCUUGAGCACGUGAAGUCAUCAUUUUUUAUUGCUGCAUUAAAUGAAAUAUGUCAGAAUGAUCAAUAUGUCGACAACUUCAAGUCUUAUUUCUCUGCUGUGUUUAAAUCAUCUCAAAAAGUAACUCAAUCAUAUCAUUCAUCUGAAAUGAAUUCUCAUGGAAACAAUUCAGCCGGCGAAAUAAACAAGGAGGUGGAAAAAAUUUCUCAAAACGAAGUAGAUGAAGCAAAAUUAGCAUGGAAUAAAGGAACAAAAGGAAUCAAACACCAUGAACGGCAACAUCCUAUAUUGCCUCAACCUGGAAAGAGGAACAUACUCAUUACAAGUGCCCUGCCAUAUGUAAAUAACAUUCCUCACUUGGGAAAUAUAAUUGGAUGUGUCUUGAGUGCUGAUGUGUUUUCCCGAUACUGUCGUCUGAGACAUUGGAAUUCUUUGUACAUUUGUGGAACGGAUGAGUAUGGAACAGCUACUGAAACAAAGGCUGCACAGGAAGGAGUGACCCCUCAGCAGAUUUGUGACAAAUACAAUAAACUGCAUUGUGAGGUUUAUGAUUGGUUUAACAUCGAUUUUGAUUAUUUUGGAAGGACAACAACAAAAAAACAGACUGUUAUUGCGCAAGACAUAUUUUGGCACCUUCAUAGAAAUGGAUAUCUUCAACCACAGAUUGUUGAACAAUUAUAUUGUGCUCAGUGCAAUCGCUUCUUAGCUGACAGGUUCGUGGAGGGAACAUGUCCACUCUGUACAUAUGAGGAUGCUCGUGGUGAUCAAUGUGAUAAGUGUGGUAAACUAAUCAAUGCUGUUGAAUUGAAGAAUCCAAAAUGCAAAAUGUGUAGUGCUUCACCUGAAGUUCGAUCCUCUCAACAUCUUUUCGUGGAUUUGCCAAAGCUUGAACCUAAACUUCGUGAACAUCUCAAGAAGUCAUUUGAAAAUGUGGGUUGGACAGCAAAUGCAAAAAUGAUAACAGAAUCUUGGUUGAGAGAUGGUCUCAAGCCAAGAUGCAUAACUAGAGAUCUGAAAUGGGGAACACCUGUUCCACUAGAAGGAUAUACCGACAAGGUUUUCUAUGUUUGGUUUGAUGCACCUAUUGGUUAUAUUUCAAUAACCGCGAAUUAUACAAAAGACUGGGAGAAAUGGUGGAAAAAUCCUGAGAAUGUUGAACUUUACAACUUCAUGGCAAAGGAUAAUGUGCCGUUUCAUUCUGUUAUAUUUCCAUCUUGUCUAAUGGGUACGAGUGACAAAUACACACUCGUUUCAAAUCUAAAUGCCACAGAGUAUUUGAAUUAUGAAGAUGGAAAAUUUUCAAAAAGCAGGGGUGUUGGAGUUUUCGGAAAUCAUGCGAAAGAUACUGGAAUUGAUGCUGAUAUUUGGAGAUUUUAUCUGUUAUAUGUCAGACCAGAAAGUCAAGACACAGUUUUUAGUUGGAAUGACUUCAUGUUGAAAAAUAACUCAGAAUUAUUGAAUAAUCUAGGAAACUUUAUAAACAGAUCCUUGAAAUUUACUACCGGAGCAUUCAACGGAAUAUUACCAAAAGUAGUGUUGAAUGACAGAGAUUAUGAGUUGAUGGCCGAAGUGAAUCGAGAAAUUGAUGAAUAUAUUGCGGACAUGGAUAGAAUAAGAUUGCGUGAAAAUUUGCGGAAGAUAUUAAAUAUAUCGAGACUUGGAAACCAAUAUUUUCAAGAAAAUCAGCCAUGGAAGCUUGUUAAAGGAAAUGAAACAGACAAGGAACGAGCUGGUACUGUGACUUCUGUAGGUGUCAACUUAUCAUGUCUACUUUCAAUUCUACUUGAACCAUAUAUGCCUGCUACAUCUCGCAUUAUUUGGGAACAAAUGAAUGCACCAGCGUAUUUCACAACAACCUUUCCUCAAAGAUUUGUCCAGUUUUUACCAGAAGGACAUAAAUUAAACAAGCCUUCGCCAUUGUUCCGAAAAUUGGAUGAAGCUGAAAUGGACAGUUUGAAAAAACGUUUUUGUGGUGAAGGAACAGGGCAGCAGAAUAAAGAAAAAUUACCAACCCAAAAUAAUUCAGUAAAAACUGACGUUAACGUGUCUGAACUAGAAAAGAAAGUCACAGAGCAGGGUAAUAGUGUUCGUGAGAUGAAGUCCAAAAAACUUGAGAAGGCUGUCAUUGAUAAAGCUGUUCAAGAUCUUUUGGGACUGAAGAGGCAACUUGCUCUAGUCAAAGGAGAAGAUCCAAAUGCUGGAAAGAUAGGAGGAAAGAAAAAUAAGAAGAAAAAAUAGGAGUCCAUUGAAUGGAGUUGUGUAUCAGCAAUAGCAUGAUUACCUGACAAGGAUCACAACCAUGAAGCAUGUUCCUGAUGUUUUUAAACAAGAAAAUUUAUGAUUGGUGAAUUUAUUGUGUUCGACUUGAUAGUAUAUAGACUUGUUAGUGCAAUGUGAUACAGUGAUUUAUGGCAUGGUGUGUUGUGGGGUUAAAGGAAACCAGGUGGUGACUGGGCUUAACAAAGAUAUUCAGCUUUCCAAAUGUUUAUGCAGAAUACAUGAGGUUCUUGAGCUUUCUGGUCGGAAAUGAAAUAUUUUUAAA
Messenger RNA from Styela clava, 3078 nucleotides. RefSeq names its product methionine--tRNA ligase, cytoplasmic-like. Gene Ontology annotation, cellular component: cytosol; aminoacyl-tRNA synthetase multienzyme complex. NCBI's taxonomy places the organism in Eukaryota, Metazoa, Chordata, Ascidiacea, Stolidobranchia, Styelidae. The record is from RefSeq and is a predicted model, not a curated record. Gene Ontology annotation, biological process: methionyl-tRNA aminoacylation. Gene Ontology annotation, molecular function: methionine-tRNA ligase activity; ATP binding.